Daphnia carinata is the source of this 1700-nucleotide messenger RNA. Its product is annotated as alpha-(1,3)-fucosyltransferase C-like. The coding region runs from base 154 to 1575 and encodes 473 amino acids. The record is from RefSeq and is a predicted model, not a curated record. NCBI's taxonomy places the organism in Eukaryota, Metazoa, Arthropoda, Branchiopoda, Diplostraca, Daphniidae. Gene Ontology annotation, cellular component: membrane. The transcript has 2 exons. Gene Ontology annotation, molecular function: alpha-(1->3)-fucosyltransferase activity.
CUGUUGCCCGCCCUCUCGCCAACAUUUCCUUGUCCCCCCCUCCCCCAUUUUGUUUUGUUUCGUUUUGUUUUUUUUUGUUUUUUUAAGUGAAAAGAGCACAUCUUACGACGCAGUUUGAAUGGAGGAGGAUUUUUAAACGCAAUUUCACCAUAAAUGUUGAAGCAGCAGCACAGCAGGAAGAAGACCUUCUGCUGUUGUCCGUUCCCAUCGCGAACGCUUUUACGUUGGCUGGCCACGAGUUUCAUCGGUGGAGCGGUCAUCGUCCUCUACCUUUUACCUGCCUACCGCGAUCAACAUCGACUACAGCAACAUCGUCGCCAAGUCGCAUCCAUUGACGGCCUUUCAUCGCUGACUCAAGUGCUACUGCUGCCAGAUCAGGACGGCCAACAACAACAACAAAUCAUUAUUCUCUACUGGACCAAAUAUUUUGACUUGAACGAUUUCGAUGUCGGGACGGGCAGGACGCCUUUUCUGAAAGCCCAAUGCGCUUCCGCCGCUUUUGAUGGCCAGCAGAGCGCGGGCUGCUGUUGUCUGACGACGACCGACCGUGGCUUGUUGAACCGUAGCCAUGCCGUCAUUUUUCACGCCCGCGACCUCGAUCCCGACGACUUACCUCCGCCCGGAUGGAGGCAUCCGCGCCAGACUUUUAUCUUCUUCAAUUACGAAUCACCAGUGCACACUGAUCUGGCCAAGCUGAGACUCUCUUUUAAUAAUUACUUUAACAGAACGAUGACUUACCGGCGUGACUCGGAUAUUGUCAGUCUUCAUCCUUACGGUCGCAUCCAUUGCCGGAACACGGCAUCCAGCAGCCAUUGUUUAGAUUUCCCGCUUUCGUCCGCUGCCAGCAGGAACGGAAGCUACGUUCAGGACACUUCCGAUGUCUCCGUUCCGGUUCGAAUGGAUCUGACGCGAAAGAAACGAACGGCCGCCUGGUUCGUUUCAAAUUGUGUGACAGACAGCCGUCGUGAAUCGCUGGUCCACAACCUGUCGCUUUUCAUUCCAGUCGACAUUUACGGAGACUGUCACGGAGGACGUCCGUGCCGGAAUCGACCCGAAUGUGACCGCAUGCUCAGUCGCUAUUAUCGAUUCUAUCUCAGUUUUGAGAACUCUUUGUGUCCGGAUUAUGUUACGGAGAAACUGUAUCGAGCUCUAGCACAUGACACGGUGCCAAUAGUUUUUGGCGGAGCUGACUAUUCCCUUUACCUUCCAGCUGGAUCGUAUGUGGACGCCAGGGAUUUCGAUAGCCCGCAGAGUCUGGCCGAGCAUCUCAAGAAACUGAUGGUCGACGACCAACUUUAUUUGAGCCACUUUACUUGGAGGAGGCAUUACGUAGUGAACCCAGCGCCUUUGGAUGGAUGGUGUCAGUUGUGCAGAUUGCUGAGCGAUCCCAACAAAAGGCCCAAGACUUAUCCUGACAUUGCCGCUUGGUGGGCUGGACGGAGUAGCAAUCAAUCCUGUUUUCCACCUCCAGUAUCGCUCGUUUCGCUGGAGCCGACGUAUGAACCCACCAGAGACUCCUAUUCAGCAGACUACGUCCGUAAACUAGUCAACAAACUACGAGAGAUUGUCGUCUAGGGGACGGAGAUGCUAUCACAGAUCAUUUCCCGAAAAUACAUAUACUUUUGUGAAAAUUUCAAUACAAAUUGUGCAUAACGUUAUUUAUGGAUUAUAUUUUUCGGUUUUUCUGUGUUGUAUACUCU